Molecule: messenger RNA, 648 nt
Organism: Dichomitus squalens LYAD-421 SS1
Lineage: Eukaryota; Fungi; Basidiomycota; Agaricomycetes; Polyporales; Polyporaceae
Product: PWI domain-containing protein
Exons: 3
Coding region: 1-648 (215 amino acids)
Biological process (GO): mRNA processing; regulation of mRNA splicing, via spliceosome
Cellular component (GO): spliceosomal complex
Molecular function (GO): RNA binding
Source: RefSeq, a predicted model, not a curated record
AUGUGUUCAGGGUUCUUCAAGGGCACUUCUGCCGACCAGGAUCGUCGGUUUUCCGACAAGGAGCUCAAGUUGCUUAAGACAAUGAAGUUCCCUCCUGAGUUUGAUAAGAAGGUGGACAUGCGCAAGGUCAACUUGGCCGUCAUACGCCCAUGGAUCGUCAAGAAGGUCGUCGAACUCGUCGGGUUUGAGGACGAGGUUGUCGUCGAAUAUGCGAUGGGUCUACUGGAGGACGACUCACAACCGACACCCGACCCGCGUAGGAUGCAAAUCAACCUGACCGGUUUCCUCACAAAAAACACCCCUGCGUUCAUGAGUGCCCUUUGGAAUCUCCUGCUCGAAGCGCAGGAAUCCCCCGCUGGUGUCCCUCGGACGUUUGUCGAAGAGAAGAAGGAAGAGAUGCGCCAAGCACGGGCAGGCGAUACACGUGCUAUCGAGGAACGCGACCGUCGUGCGCGCCUGGACGAGAUACGCACGUCGGAACGUGAGGGUCGAGAUGGGCGUGGCGGGGGGCGCGGUCGUGGUCGUGGUCGAGGGCGAGGUCGUGGAGGGUUUGGGGGCGAUGACCGCGACGACAGACCACGAGACAGUGGAUGGGGUGCAAGAGGUGGCGGGAGAGGCGGGGUGCGUGCUUCGACUCUUUCUCGAUAA